GAAAGGAAUCAUAGGAAUUGAUGAUGAUGGCUUUGCCUCGCGACUCAGCCUGUCCCGUUGUUGGUUUCUUAUAUUCUGCAAAUGGUUAUUGUAAAGAAAUAAGAAGCAGAAAAUAUGGAAGUUGGUACUCCUGUUGUCCACUUCAUGGGACUAGAACAAAAGCUGUCCAUCCCAAGAGGAGUUAUUACUGCUCUCUUGACUUGGAUAUCUUUCAAGAAAAAGAAAGAGAAGGCAUCCUCUACUCCUUCCCUGUUUCCAACUAUUCAGCUCGUUGUAGAUUUGUUAUUUAUGCCAAAGAAAUUCCUAUCGAAAUUCAUUCUCCACCAGUCGGCUUGAAGAGUGAAGAAUAUCUCAAGAUCAACCCACUUGGAAAAGUACCAGCUUUAUGGCUCGCGGACAACAAUAUAACACUUGUGGAAAGUGAAGUUAUCAACGAAUAUCUCAUUGACAAAUAUAUGCACGUUUCACCUUCCUUUAUACCCAAAACAGCAGAGAAGAGAGCACUUGCUCGCCUUGCUAGUAGACUAUACGACCUGUACAUAGGUCCCUAUCAAUAUGGUCUUUAUCGUGAUGUGUCAACCAUGGAAGAACGAAAAAGUUGUUUCGAAUCCGGUCGUAGAGGAUUGGAAAUACUGGAAAGAGUCAUUCAGGCAACUCCUUUUGUUGCUGGAGAACGCAUAUCGUUGGGAGAUGUUGCUUUGUUUCCGAGUCUUCUAUUUUGGGUAUAUUUGGCACCACGAUAUUAUAAUUGGUAUCCAUUGGAAGAUUUACCCAAGUUGAGUGGUUGGUUCCAUUUUAUGAAGACAGAAUCAGCUGCAGCGGAAAGAGUCUACAAAGAGGUUAUGGAAGGCUUAGAAACGUGGGAAAAGAAUGGUCGUUUUGAAAGAAUGGGGUUGAAACAAAGAAUGACUUGAUCUUUUAUUUUUCAAUAAUCUUUUGACCAUUUGAACUAUUGUAAUUCUCUCUUUGCAAGCUCUCUAUAGUAUUCUAAGCAUUCGGGAUUUUGAAUGGCACCUUUGUUGGGGACAUCUAAACCUUCAAUUACCCGUUUCACAGCAAUUUCAACCUAAA
This is a messenger RNA of Galdieria sulphuraria, 1071 nucleotides long. RefSeq names its product glutathione S-transferase. Gene Ontology annotation, cellular component: cytoplasm. The record is from RefSeq and is a predicted model, not a curated record. Lineage: Eukaryota; Rhodophyta; Bangiophyceae; Galdieriales; Galdieriaceae. Bases 21 to 914 code for a protein of 297 amino acids. The transcript has a single exon.